Psylliodes chrysocephalus is the source of this 717-nucleotide messenger RNA. The record is from the annotation of a GenBank genome assembly. NCBI's taxonomy places the organism in Eukaryota, Metazoa, Arthropoda, Insecta, Coleoptera, Chrysomelidae.
AUGAAAACUUGUGAAAUUUUUAUGGAAACUGGCCACAUCGUGAACAACGUCAAUAAAAAAAAAUACAUUCCCGUACAUCAAAUAGCAGAAAAUUUAGGAAAGCCAGUUUCAGACAGUUUACCAGCUUUUCACUGUCUCACUGGUUGUGACACGACCAGUUCUUUUUAUAAAAUAGGAAAGAAAUCAGGUUUUCAAAUUUUGUUAAAAUCAUGUAAUAACAUUGACCUUCCAGCUUUUGGAAAAUGUGAAAUUGAUGAUAGUGUUUCCAUAGCUAGGAAAUUUGUUAGUAAACUUUAUAAACAAGAACGAUGUGACAACCUUAACGAGAUAAGGAGAACAUUGACACAAACCACAAAAAAGUCUGCACAAGAAAUUCCGCCUACAGAGGAUGCAUUUUAUUUUCACGUUUUAAGAUGUUAUUAUCAAACACAUAUAUGGCUAAAUAGUCACGUCGGAAUUGUAAAAUUAUUUAAUUUGAUGGAUUAUGGAUGGAAAAAAGAUGAUAAUUAUAUUGUUCCGAAAUUAAUGUCAUCUCCGGCAGUUCCAAGCAAUAUUAGGAAAAUUAUUUCACUAAAUUGUAGUGAGAAGAAAUGUGACACUAAAAAAUGUGUAUGUUUAGUGGAGGGAGUAUUUUGUACAGAAGAGUGCAAAUGUUGUUCGAAUUGCUCAAAUAAGCAAAUAAUUGGAAACAUUGUAGAAGAUUAUGAUUUUGUUUAG